AUGCACAUUCUCAUUACAGGUGCCGCCGGGUUCAUCGGCCAACUACUUGCCAAAGAACUAUUGAAUGACUCAGAAUACCGCAUUACUUUGACCGAUAUCCACCAACCGCCGAUUCCCCAGGGCGUCCGUUACCCCGAGAAUGCGACUGCAAUAAAAGCCGAUCUUCUCGCGGGUGCAAAAGAUGUCGUUGACUCUUCACUCGAUGCCGUCUAUGCCUUCCACGGUAUCAUGUCCUCCGGCUCCGAGGCCAAUUUCGAUCUAGGCAUGAGCGUCAACGUGGACGCCACGCGCAACCUGCUCGAGGCAUUACGACACACCUGCCCCGGAGUGCGGGUCAUCUACGCAUCUAGUCAAGCUGUCUAUGGUCAACCAUUGCCCGAGGUGGUGACCGACAGCGUCAUUCCGACCCCGGAGUCCUCGUACGGCGCCGAAAAGAUUAUCUGUGAGACUCUGAUCAACGAGUACACCCGUCGCAAGUUCAUCACUGGCUUCACUCUUCGUUUCCCAACUGUCUCGGUUCGUCCGGGUGUACCUACUGCCGCUGCUUCAUCCUUUCUCUCUGGCAUGAUCCGUGAGCCUCUGGAUGGCAAGGAGUGUGUUAUUCCCAUUGAAGACCGUUCGUUCAAGUCGUGGCUCUGCUCGCCCAAGACUCUUGUCUACAAUCUUCUUGUUACUUUCCGUCUUCCCGGAGACUCUGUUCCCCCGCAUAUCCGUCAGAUCAAUGUUCCUGGUAUCUGUGUGACCGUCCAAGGAAUGAUGGAUGCGCUCGAAAAGGUUGCUGGUAAGGAUAAACUGGCUCUACUCCGGGAGAAGGAAGACCCUGCCUUGGUACCUAUUCUCAAGUCGUGGCCCACGCAGUUUGAUAAUACCCAGGCCAUUUCACUGGGCAUGAAGCGGGAUGAGUCUUUUGAACAGACAGUGCUGGACUACAAGGUGCAUUUAGAGAGCUCCUGA
This is a messenger RNA of Penicillium maclennaniae, 954 nucleotides long. RefSeq names its product SDR family oxidoreductase. Lineage: Eukaryota; Fungi; Ascomycota; Eurotiomycetes; Eurotiales; Aspergillaceae. The transcript has a single exon. The record is from RefSeq and is a predicted model, not a curated record. The coding region runs from base 1 to 954 and encodes 317 amino acids.